Sander lucioperca (pikeperch) is the source of this 2824-nucleotide messenger RNA. It is a transcript of the gene bmi1a, whose product is annotated as bmi1 polycomb ring finger oncogene 1a. Gene Ontology annotation, biological process: negative regulation of transcription by RNA polymerase II. The coding region runs from base 843 to 1850 and encodes 335 amino acids. NCBI's taxonomy places the organism in Eukaryota, Metazoa, Chordata, Actinopteri, Perciformes, Percidae. The transcript has 10 exons. Gene Ontology annotation, cellular component: PRC1 complex. Gene Ontology annotation, molecular function: promoter-specific chromatin binding. The record is from RefSeq and is a predicted model, not a curated record.
UCAAACGCCACUAAUCAUAGUGCCAUUUGAGCGAAAGUAGGAUAUCCUACAUAGGCUGUUAAAUGCAUGGAUUGCGCCUUUUCGAGACGAAAAGUGUAUCAAAGUGUGUGAAUGUGUAGCCUAUUAUGGGUUAUUUUAAAUCAUGCGUCAUAGCUACAUUAGAAAGACUAGAAUACACCGACAGUAAUUUUUCUGCGCCUGCAAGCAGCUGGCUGGUGUCCUUUCAGCUCAAGCAAAGCACACACUGCUGAGUAGUUUAUACGAUUUAGUGGUUAAACACACUAUUAAAAUGUACAUGUGUGUGUUUAUUGUGUGUGUUAUUUUAUAUCAUACGUUGUAGAUCGGGAGAAAAAGCACAGGCUACACCGACAGUAAUUCCUAGGCAUCCUUAAGCGAAGACACCACGUGACCAAAUGCGGGGCGGGCGAACUACAAGCCAUUUUGGGUAGGCUACGGUGUCAGUUUCCACAGAGCACACACACACACACACACUGCUGCAUUUUACUGGGGUGAAGCGGAUAUUUUGGAGGCAAAGUUAUCGGUGCCUAAGUGGGAGCCUUCCCGAGACGAAGCCGGAGGACUGGUCUCUCUCGAAGCCGCGGAUCGGAUACGCUCACAGCGCGCAAGCGGCGAGGAAAAGAGGAGUUUUAUUUGCACAUCUGAAAUGCGCUCCGGUCCGCCGUGCGCUCACUGCCACUGACAGCGUCUGCAGCCUGCUUCAAGAUGGCGGCUCGGCUCCUAUUCAUUUUCUGCUGAUCGCCUCCCAACUUUCAUUGUCUAUUCGCCUCAAGACCCACCGAUUCCCAGCCGAGCCUCCAGGAUUGCUGUUCCUUUCUCUCAACAUGCAUCGGACGACCAGGAUAAAGAUUACUGAGCUCAACCCUCACCUCAUGUGCGUCCUGUGCGGAGGAUAUUUCAUAGACGCAACGACCAUCAUCGAAUGUCUCCACUCAUUUUGCAAGAUGUGCAUUGUGCGCUACCUGGAAACCAGCAAAUACUGUCCCAUCUGUGAUGUACAAGUGCAUAAAACCAAGCCUCUGCUCAACAUUAGGUCUGACAAAACUCUACAGGACAUUGUGUACAAACUGGUGCCCGGGCUCUUCAAAAAUGAAAUGAAGAGGAGGAGAGACUUUUAUGCGGAGCACCCCGUAGAUGCGUCUAAUGGAUCAAAUGAGGAUCGUGGAGAGGUGGCAGACGAGGACAAAAGAAUUAUCACAGAUGAUGAGAUCAUCAGCCUCUCUAUUGAGUUCUUUGAUCACAGCAGACUGGGAGGUGCAGUGGAGGACAAGCAGUCUAAAGAUCAGAAUAUGGUGGCUAACAAGAGGUACCUGCAGUGUCCAGCAGCCAUGACAGUCAUGCAUCUGAGGAAGUUUCUGCGCAGCAAAAUGGACAUCCCAAAUGCCUACCAGGUUGAAGUCAUGUAUGAAGAUGAACCUCUGAAAGAUUACUACACGUUAAUGGAUAUAGCAUAUAUCUACACUUGGAGAAGGAACGGCCCGUUGCCGCUUAAGUACAGAGUCCGACCUAACUGUAAGAAGAUGAAGGUGAGCCACGCGCAGCAGGAAGGCCAGAACAGCGCGAGCAGAUCCGGUCCCGAGAGCGAUUCUGCCAGCGACAAAGCCGGAAGUCCCGCCGGGGCUCCGUCCACGUCCUCGUCGCUGCCGAGCCCCGGCACGCCUGCGCAGUCCCCGCACCCACAGCUCCCUCACGGCCCCAUUAACGUCAACGGGACACCGACCGCCGCCCCUCCGACCCCCAGCCGGCCCUUCACUCAGUUCGGCAGUGGUAGCAGCGGCGGCAACAAGCCCCGGAAGGUUUCUCUGAACGGCUCUUCGACCUCCUCCGGAUGACGCGGGGCUCCGAACCGGACCAGCCAACGCCAGACACCCGCUCAGCUAAUAGGCCUACUGUUUUCAUGCCAACGUAGUUCCAUUGUGUAGACAAUGUUAUCUCUCUUUCUCUCUCCAUUUGUUGUUCUAAAUAUUAUGGCAUCAUGUAAGUUUAAACGUAGUGGAAUCAGAGACAUUUCAAAAUAAAAGGAAUGAGGAAGUUGGGUGGCAUGGGACGUUUUUAUAAUAGGCCUAUGAAAGCAGAUUUUGAUGUUGACAAAAAAAAAGAAAGUUGGAAAGGAGAAGGACAUGCAUUUAGCCUAUCCCAUUUUAAAGCUACAUCUUUAUUUUACAGAAGUGAAUGAAGAUAUACUUUUAUAUUUUCUUUUACGAUUUUCUAAACGUGUGUAGGCCUAUCAUGAUUAUUUCAUGUGUGUAACUUGGGAUCUUUUGAAACUGUCAGUUUAAACAUGCAUGCUCAUGAUAACACUUUUUCUUUAAUGAAAGAGGAUUCUGCGUGUUUGCCAAGUCUCAUUUUGACGGGUUAUUGGAAGUGUUUCAGGCAAUGAUCUUGUUCCAACAUAAGGAACACGAGUUUGCCUGGCACUGUUGGCUUCAUGGAAAACAUGGCUCUGGGGGGAAAAAAUGCCUUUUACUGGAAAAAAAAACAAACAAACAACUGUUUCUUGUAGCUGCAGUGGAAUCGGAUUGCUUAUCCUCCACUAUCUUUAACACGUUAUAAGCAGUUUUAGAGAAUCAACGUGUAAAUAGAAACAAAAUGCAUAUUUAAUCAGCGAUGAUGUUAUUCUCUUAUUCCCCUUUUGUUCUGAGGGGAUGACUUGGGCUCCUGUUCAGCUCCAUUUCAUGCUCAAUGACAGAUGUUUUGAUGUCUCCCGUGUUUUCCGUAUUUUGUAUCGCUCGAUUGUAUGGACAACUUAUUGUAUUGUUACUGUUGCACAGUAUAAAACAUCUAAAUAAAACAUUUUACACUUAAA